Messenger RNA from Myotis daubentonii (Daubenton's bat), 2607 nucleotides. Its product is annotated as glycerophosphocholine phosphodiesterase GPCPD1-like. The record is from RefSeq and is a predicted model, not a curated record. Gene Ontology annotation, biological process: glycerophospholipid catabolic process. Gene Ontology annotation, molecular function: glycerophosphocholine phosphodiesterase activity; starch binding. Lineage: Eukaryota; Metazoa; Chordata; Mammalia; Chiroptera; Vespertilionidae.
GCAAAACAUCCUCAAAUAAAUCCAUCAGAAUGACACCUUCUCAGGUUACCUUUGAAAUAAGAGGAACUCUGUUUCCAGGAGAAGUUUUUGCUAUAUGUGGAAGCUGUGAUGCUUUGGGAAACUGGAAUCCUCAAAAUGCUGUGGCUCUCCUUCCAGAGAAUGAGACAGAUGAAAGCAUGUUUUAGAAAGCAACCAUUGUACUCAGUAGAGGAGAAUCAGUUCAGUAUCGCUACUUCAAAGGGUGCUUUUUAGAACCAAAGACUAUCGGUGGUCCGUGUCAAGUCAUAGUUCACAAGUGGGAGACUCAUCUACAACCACGAUCAAUAACCCCUUUAGAAAGUGAAAUUAUUAUUGACGAUGGACAAUUUGGAAUCCACAAUGGUGUUGAGAAUUUGGAUUCAGGAUGGCUGACGUGUCAGACUGAAAUAAGAUUACGUUUGCAUUAUUCUGAAAAGCCUCCUGUCUCUAUAACCAAGAAGAAAUUUAAAAAAUCUAGAUUUAGAGUGAAGCUGACACUAGAGGGUCUGGAGGAAGACGAUGAUGAUACGGUGUCUCCCACUGUUCUUCACAAAAUGUCCAAUACCCUGGAGAUAUCCUUGAUAAGCGACACUGAGUUCAAGUGCAAGCAUUCACAGCCGGAUUGUGGGUAUGGUUUACAGCCUGAUCGUUGGACAGAAUAUAGCAUACAGACAAUAGAGCCAGAUAAUUUGGAACUAAUAUUUGAUUUUUUUGAGGAAGAUCUCGGUGAACAUGUAGUUCAGGGUGAUACUCUUCCUAGACAUGUGGGUACAGCAUGCCUAUCAUCUACCAUUGAUGAGAGUGGGAAAAGUGCUGGAGUCCUCACUCUUCCUAUCAUGAGCAGAAAUUAAACUAUAGGCAAAGUAAGAGUUGACUAUAUAAUUAUUAAGCCAUUACCGGAAUACAGUUGUGACAUGAAAUUUUCAUUUUCCAAGUAUUGGAAGCCAAGAACACCACUGGAUGUUGGACAUCGAGGUGCGUGGAAUUCUACAACAACUGCUAAGCUUGCUAAAGUUCAAAAAAAUACUAUUGCUUCUUUAAGAAAUGCUGCUAAUCAUGGUGCAGCCUUUGUGGAAUUUGAUGUACAUCUUUCAAAAGAUUUUGUGCCUGUGGUGUAUCAUGACCUCACCUGUUGUUUGACUAUGAAAAAGAAAUUUGAGGCUGAUCCUGUUGAAUUAUUUGAAAUUACAGUAAAGGAAUUAACAUUUGACCAACUCCAGUUGUUAAAGCUUACUCAUGUGACUGCACUAAAAUCUAAAGAUCUAAAAGAAUCUGUGGUUGAAGAAGAAAAUUCUUUAUCUGAUAAUCAGCCAUUUCCUUCUCUUAAGAUGGUUUUAGAGUCGUUGCCAGAAGAUGUAGGGUAUAACAUAGAAAUAAAGUGGAUCUGCCAACAAAGGGAUGGAAUUUGGGAUGGUAACUUAUCAACAUAUUUUGACAUGAAUCUGUUUUUGGAUAUCAUUUUAAAAACUGUCUUAGAAAAUUCUGGAAAGAGAAGAAUAGUGUUUUCUUCAUUUGAUGCAGCUAUUUGCACAAUGGUUCGGCACAAACAGAACAAAUAUCCCAUAUUAUUUUCGACUCAAGGAAAGUCUGAUAUUUACCCUGAACUCAUGGACCUCAGAUCUCGGACAACUGCUAUUGCAAUGAGUUUUGCACAGUUUGAAAAUCUACUGGGGAAAAAUGCACAUACUGAAGAUCUGCUCAGAAACCCAUCCUACAUUGAAGAGGCAAAAGCUAAGGGACUAGUCAUAUUCUGCUGGGGUGAUGAUACCAACAACCCGGAAAACAGGAAGAAAUUGAAGGAAUUUGGAGUUAAUGGUCUAAUUUAUGAUAGGUAUUUGUUUUUCACGAAAAACUUCCAUGAACUGUUAGCAAAAAAGUAGCUUUCAUUUUAUAGCAUAAAUACUACUAAACUUAGUUAAAAUUCAGUAGCUCAGCCUGAGGUUUAUCUUAACAUUUGUCAGUGGAAUUUUUCAUACUUUGGAAAUCACGUGGGAAGCUUGUUCUGGUGACUGGGCACUAAGUUACCUUGAGGGUGAGGCUGUCUGCCCCAGACCACUUCAGUCUACACCAGCUUUCUUAAUGAUCUUACCCAGUUCUGUGGCUUUUCAUACCUUUAUAUAUUCCUAAAUUUUUAUAUCUCCAACUCAGAUCUUUCCCUUGAUCUCUAUCUAAACUUUUUUUAUAUAUAUAAAUAUAUUUUUAUUGAUUUGAGAGAGGGAGAAAGAGAUACAAACAUUAAUGAUAAGAGAGAAUUAUUGAUCAGCUGCCUCCUGCAUGCCCCCCACUGGAGAUCUAGCCUGCAACCUGGGCAUGUGCCCUGACCGGGAAUGGAACUGUGACCUCCUGGUUCGUAAGUCAAAACUCAGUCACUGAGCCGUGUUGGUUGGCUCUCUUUACUUUUUUUUAUCUAGCUAUAGAUUUAACCGAUUUCAGUAUAAAUGACAACUCUGUCUUUCCAGUUUCUCAGGCCAAAUCCUUGAAGUCCUUCAUGAUUCUGUUCUUUAUCUCAUAUCCCAAAUCCAGUCAAACAAAAUCAUGUUGAUUCUAUCUUCAAAUAUAUCCUGAAUCUAUCAACUCAAAAAAAAAAAA